Messenger RNA from Alnus glutinosa, 711 nucleotides. RefSeq names its product pathogenesis-related protein 1-like. The record is from RefSeq and is a predicted model, not a curated record. The transcript has a single exon. NCBI's taxonomy places the organism in Eukaryota, Viridiplantae, Streptophyta, Magnoliopsida, Fagales, Betulaceae. Gene Ontology annotation, cellular component: extracellular region. The coding region runs from base 47 to 529 and encodes 160 amino acids.
UCCACCUUAUAAGGUUUUGCUUUGCAAGAUCAAGAGAAAACCCAAUAUGGGAAUCAGCAAGAUUUCGCAAGCCAUUGUUUGUGUCCUCAGUUUAACCAUGGCCCAUCUCUCCUGUGCCCAAAACACGCCACAAGACUACAUAAAUGCUCACAACACAGCUCGGUCACAGGUGGGCGUCGGACCUAUAACAUGGGACGCAAACCUAGCGGCUUAUGCCCAAAACUAUGCCAAUCAACGUAAGGGUGAUUGCAGACUUGUGCACUCCGGUGGUCCUUACGGUGAGAACCUUGCAUGGAGCAGUGGUGACCUCACAGGCACGGCUGCGGUGGCUUUGUGGGUAGGAGAAAAAUCCAACUAUAAUUACAACUCUAAUUCAUGCGUUGGCGGGGUGUGCGGCCACUAUACUCAGGUGGUUUGGCGGAAUUCUGUACGCCUGGGGUGUGCUAAAGUGAGAUGCAACAAUGGAGGCACCUUCAUCGGCUGCAAUUAUGAUCCCCGUGGCAACUAUGUCGGCCAGAGACCUUACUAAAAGCCUCACGUACAUAUGUUUUAGGUCCUCGAUCAAAGCCUCUAUGCUUUUAGAGAGUUACCGUUAAAUAAGUCAUGUAUUGACAUUUGGGGACAUGCAUGUACAACAAUAAAGCUGUGAGUUUGAAGUAAUAUUAUCAAGAAAAACUUGACAUGCCUAAGGGCUUUUUAACCUUUAGCAAA